AUGGGCCUAGGUGGUGUGUUGAUACAAAAUAGUCAAGUUGUGGCUUAUGUUUUUAGACAAUUGAAGGUUCAUGAGAGGACUUAUCCCACGUCUGAUAUAGAGUUGGAUAUCAUUUUGUUUGUGUUAAAAAUUUGGAGGAAUCAUCUGUUUGGUUCUAGAUUCGAAGUAUUUAGUGAUCACAAGAGUUUUAAGUGUCUAUUCGAUCAGAAAAGGUUUAAUAUGGGACAGAGAAUAUGGCUCAAAUUUAUAAAGGAUUAUGAUUUUGGAUUGGGUUACCAUUCGAGUAAAGCCAAUGUUGCAACUAAUGCAUUAAGUAGGAAGUCGUUGCAUAUGUCGAUGAUGAUGGUUCUAGAGUUGGAAUUGAUUGAACAAUUCAGAGACAUGAGUUUAGUGUUUAAGGUGACUCCUAAUAAUGUGAAGUUGGGCAUGUUGGAGAUGACUAGUGGUAUCCUUGAAGAGAUCAGAGAAGGUAAAAAAGUUGAUUUGGGAUUGGGUGAGCGACUUAUGUUAAUCAAUCAAGGUAAAGAAGGUGACUUCAGAAUCGAUGAGAAAGGUGUGAUGAAGUUCAAAGACAAGGUUUGUGUACCAGAUGUUCCAGAGCUUAAAAAGAGUAUUCUUGAGGAAGGUCAUAUAAAUGGUAUGGGUAUUCAUCCCAAUAAGUCUAAGAUUGAACAUCAUAAGCUGUUGGGUUUGAUGCAACCAUUGAGUAUUCCAGAGUGGAAAUGUGAUAGCAUUUCCAUGGAUUUUGUGACAAAUUUUUCGAAGACGAUGAAGUAUGCGGGGGAAAAUGUUGGAAUAGAUGUCUAA
Lathyrus oleraceus (garden pea) is the source of this 807-nucleotide messenger RNA. RefSeq lists its product as uncharacterized. The transcript has 3 exons. NCBI's taxonomy places the organism in Eukaryota, Viridiplantae, Streptophyta, Magnoliopsida, Fabales, Fabaceae. The record is from RefSeq and is a predicted model, not a curated record. The coding region runs from base 1 to 807 and encodes 268 amino acids.